AUGGUGACAGAGACAGAGACACCCGGCCUCCCCGACUACGUGACGGACGAGAACGCCGUCCUCAAGGACGAGGCAAACUGGCGGUAUGGCAAGGCGCCCGACUACAGCAAGACGCGCGGCGUCUGGAAGGACAGCAAGAAGAUGAGCCACACGGCUGGCAGCCUCCCCGACCUGGUCGAGAAGCUCGUCAAGAACUGGGAGAUCGAGGCGUCGUUCAAGAAGGACCUCAAGGACUGGCGCACCGUCGACCCGCUCGAGUACACCUUCUCGGUCAAUGGCGGGCCGCCACAGUCGGGCGAGCACAUGCUGCAGGUGGGCACCUAUAACGCCAUCAUCGAGUCCAACGAGUACUACUGCCCGAUGCGAUCGUCGUUCGAGGCGAGCCACAAGUCAUUCAAGCGCAUGAUGCCGACGUUUGCCUGGGAGGUGCUCGAGGUGUACAGCGGCCCGCCCACGGUUGCCUUUCGAUGGCGGCACUGGGGGACGUUUAAGGAGGACUACGUGGGCGUCAACGACAAGGGCGAAAAGGUCACGGUCAAGGCGCACGGCGGCCUCAUCGACAUCGAGGGUGUGCUGGUGGCCAAGGUCAACGAGAAGCUGCAGAUCCAGAAAAUCGACGUGUGGUUCGACCCAAUGUCCAUGUUCCGGCAGAUGCAGGACCCGGAGGGCGCUAAAAAGGCCAUGCAGGAGAAGGGGGCGGUGGAGGAGCAGGAAAAGAAGGAUGCGGAGAAAUUGAACGCCGAAUGA
Molecule: messenger RNA, 747 nt
Organism: Gaeumannomyces tritici R3-111a-1
Lineage: Eukaryota; Fungi; Ascomycota; Sordariomycetes; Magnaporthales; Magnaporthaceae
Exons: 2
Coding region: 1-747 (248 amino acids)
Source: RefSeq, a predicted model, not a curated record